This is a messenger RNA of Zymoseptoria tritici IPO323, 416 nucleotides long. RefSeq lists its product as uncharacterized. The record is from RefSeq and is a predicted model, not a curated record. NCBI's taxonomy places the organism in Eukaryota, Fungi, Ascomycota, Dothideomycetes, Mycosphaerellales, Mycosphaerellaceae. The annotation marks the transcript as partial. Gene Ontology annotation, molecular function: nucleotide binding. The transcript has a single exon.
AAAGUUCCAGAUCCAGAGACGAUAAAAGUCUACCAUGAUUGGAAAACCAUGCUCGCUGAGGGAGACUUCGACAUCGUCUAUAUCUCAACGCCUCAUCCACUCCACUAUGAGCACACAAUGGCCGCGUUGAAGGCAAAGCGGAACGUGCUCGUCGAAAAGCCAGCAACCAUGAACGCUGUCCAGUUCAAGGUUCUUUCGGAUCUAGCACGCAAGCAGGGAGUGGUAUUGAUGGAGGCAAUGUGGACCAGGUACCUGCCCGCGACUCGAUAUUUACAGGAAGUCCUGUUGCCAAAGAUCGGAGAAGUGAGAAGAGUCUACGCGGACUUCUCCUUUCCAAUCGUUUCGGACGAUCUGUCCCACUCUUCUAGAUUCCUCGAUAAAGGUGCUGGAGCAGGGAGUCUGUUGGAUCAAGGAGU